Messenger RNA from Triticum turgidum subsp. durum (durum wheat), 948 nucleotides. The record is from the annotation of a GenBank genome assembly. Lineage: Eukaryota; Viridiplantae; Streptophyta; Magnoliopsida; Poales; Poaceae.
AUGGGAGCAGCAGCUCCAGUUCGAUCUGCUCGCCCACCUUCCCAAUCUCCAGACCUAGGCACGCCAUCGAUGGCAGCCAAGGUGCUCCAGCUCCGCAGCGCCGAUGGCAAGGUGCUCGUCGCUCCGGCGUGGGACUAUCGCCCGGCCGCCGCCCAAGCCCGCCCGCUGGAGAUGCGGGUGUCCUCGCGCGCCCUCGAGAGGGUGCUCCAGUACUGGACCAAGCACAGCCUGGCCAAGGCCACCGGUGAGUCCCGGGAGUCCCUCGCUCGCUGGGACGCCGACUUCCAGCGCCGUCUCGAGGAAGACGGCCUCGCCAAGGAGGCCGCCGCAGCCGCCCAAGAACUCCGCCGCUACGGCGUCGACCAUGGAGGGCGUCCCAGUCGCCACGCCGCCACGGCCGCAUCUGUCGCUGCUCCUGCCAAGGCGGCCCGUGGUGAUCCCGUCCGUGUCUGGUGUGUCAACCACGAAGAACGCAGCCAUGCGCCGGCGAUGCCCGGCUCCGUCGUUGCCUCUGAUAUUGCCUCCGCCGCGCGCCCUGGGCCUGCCACCACCUUGCCGGCUGCUGCUGGUGCUGACCCCGUGGAUGUCCGGUGCGCCAUCCGUGCCCGUGGACGCCAGAUGGCUGAAGACGAGGAGUCCGCUUGCCACCACCGCAAGCGCCCGGCUUCCAAGGCUCCACUCUGCCUGCCUGCUACUGCUGUUGCGCCCGUGAAGAAGGUCUCUCGUCCCGUCGCUUCCAAGGCUCGCUCUUUCGUCGGCUCAACACCAUUGCCAGUCACUGCUGCUGUGCCCAGUGUGAAGAAGGCGACUCCAGCUUCAACUCUACGCGCAAGAAGGGGGAUGGGGGAGCUCAGCUGCAAGGUUCCGAAGCAAAACCGUGUCACCGCUGCAGCACCAAUGAAGCAACCAAUUGCUUGGCUGCGUCCAGUGGUAUUACGCCCUUGCUAG